AUGACUCUCAUACCGUCAUCUCUUCAAAAUGAAAUCGAUGAUCUUACACGACGUCAUACCACAUUUAAACAAAAAUGGCUUGAGAAACAACGAAAUAUAUCGAAUUUACUUGCAUCAGCUGUUGUUGCAUGUCGUACAAGUGCUAAUGAUAUUCAUUUAAAUGAACAACAAAUAUUACCGUCAGAUACAAUAGAUGAUUCACAAUUUGAACGUUUAUUUAUUGAUUAUCUCAUUGAACAUGCUCCCAUCUCAAUAACUAAUCUAGCUCAUAUAUUUUCCAAAGAAGAUGAACAAAUUCUUAAUUUAUUAAAAAAUUUAAAAAUUAAACUUGAUAUUGAUGGUAAAACAGUUUUACCUCUUCGUCAUAUAGAACCAUCAUCAGAUUUAACUCUAUCAAAAUCUUUAUCUAGUCCAUCAAAAUAUUCUCUACCAUCAUGGAUGGGUUUACCACCACGUCGUGGUAGUUUAUCUCGAGAACGUCCUUCACAUCAACUUGUUCAUUUACUUUCACAUUUAACCGUACGUGAAUAUGAACGAGAAAAUUUUAAUGUUGAAAUGGAUCGUUUACUUAAUCGACAAACAGCUAUGGAAAAAAUGCUUUCACGUCGUUAUCGUACAAAUGAUACAAUACAAGAAUAUUGUCAAUAUACAACACGUGAUGAUUGUCCAUUAGCAAAUUCACAUUUACAUCAUCGUUCUCGUUCAUCAUCAACAUCAUCUGAUCCUGAACAAAAAUUAACUGAUGAUGAUUUACAAACCAAGAAAAAACGAAAACGUGAUGAUUCAAAUGAUUUAAAUGAAUCAACAAAACGUUCAUCAUAUUAUCAUAGAAAAAAUAUCAAUACAUGUGGAAAAGUACAUUUUAGACGUUUAAUUAAACCUCAUACAGAUGAACAACUUGGUGAUUGUUCAUUUCUUAAUACUUGUUUUCAUAUGGAAACAUGUAAAUAUAUUCAUUAUCAAAUAGAUAAAACAAAUUUUGUACCAACAUCGAAUAUUAAUAAUAAAACUAAUCGUCAUUUACCAAUUGUUGAACGAAUAAGUCCAGGUUCAAUACCUCCGCAAUGGGUUCAAUGUGAUUUGCGUCAAUUAGAUAUGGCUGUAUUAGGAAAAUUUUCUGUUAUCAUGGCUGAUCCACCAUGGGAUAUUCAUAUGGAAUUGCCAUAUGGAACUAUGGCUGAUGAAGAAAUGAGAAGACUUGAUAUACCAUCAUUACAAGAUGAUGGAUAUAUAUUUUUAUGGGUAACUGGUCGUGCAAUGGAACUUGGUCGUGAAUGUCUUCGUAUAUGGGGUUAUCAACGAUGUGAUGAAGUUAUUUGGGUUAAAACCAAUCAAUUACAACGUAUUAUUCGUACUGGUCGUACAGGUCAUUGGCUGAAUCAUGGUAAAGAACAUUGUCUUGUUGGCGUAAAAGGUUCAUGUGUUGGAGUCAAUCGUGGUCUUGAUUCUGAUGUUAUUGUUGCUGAAGUACGUGCAACAUCACGUAAACCAGAUGAAAUAUAUGGUAUGAUUGAACGAUUAUCCCCUCGAACACGUAAAGUUGAAUUAUUUGGACGACCACAUAAUGUUCAACCGAAUUGGAUUACACUUGGUAAUCAAUUAGAUGGUGUUCGUUUAAUUGAACCCGAUGUUAUUGAAUUUUUUACACGUGGAGAUAUACCAACCUAUGUUGUUGAUAGUGAAGAAGGUGUUUUAUUCGUUCAUUAUCCUGAUGGAAGAAGUACAGGUGAUGCUUUUGUUAUGGUUAAAACAGAAAAUGAAGCAGCACAAGCAUUACUUAAACAUAAAGAUAUUAUGGGUACACGAUAUAUUGAACUUUUUCGUAGUACAACAGCUGAAGUACAACAGGUAUUUCGUCGAAGUCAAGAUCCAAAAAAUUUUCAAACAUCAUUAAAAGAUAUUCCAUUUGCACCAUUACCAAUUUUACCACCAGAAAUGUUAACAGGUGGAAAUAAAAAAGAUUGUAUUCGUGUUCGUAAUUUACCUGUUGAAUGUGGUAUUGAACAAAUACUUGAAUUUCUUGGAGUUCAUUCACAACAUAUUGUAGCGCAAGGUGUUCAUAUGGUCUAUAAUGCACAUGGUCAACCAUCUGGUGAAGCAUUCAUACAAAUGGAUUCUGAAGCAGCUUCAUAUAAUGCAGCAACACAUAAAAAUAAUAAAUAUAUGUUUUUUAAUGGUAAAAAAAAGUAUAUUGAAAUACUUCAAUGCUCAGGUGAAGAUAUGAAUCAUAUUCUACUUGGUCUUGUUCCAUCAAAUUUAAUACCACAGAAUAUUCAACGUCAACCAAUGUAUUCUCCUCAUCGAGCUCAAUCUCUUGUACCAAUAUCUACGCUUCAACAACAAAUGCUUCCACCAUCAAUGCCUAUUUCACUUGCUACUUCAUCUCAACAAACAAAUAUAUCUAAUGGUUCUCUUUCAUCUGCACAAUCAUCAACUUCAUCUGCUUCAACAGUGAACGGUCAAAUGACAACAGCUGCUAUGAAUGGACUUCAUCCGAAUGCAACUUAUUAUCCAAUGCAAGUUUUUUAUUAUCCAACACCACCUAUAUCUCCAUCGAUCUAUUUACAAGCUGGACAUAUGCAUCCAGGACCUGUUACACUUGUAUUGAGAGGAGACAAUGGUCAAUAUUAA
Molecule: messenger RNA, 2631 nt
Organism: Adineta steineri
Lineage: Eukaryota; Metazoa; Rotifera; Eurotatoria; Adinetida; Adinetidae
Source: the annotation of a GenBank genome assembly